This is a messenger RNA of Jaculus jaculus (lesser Egyptian jerboa), 4521 nucleotides long. Its product is annotated as U3 small nucleolar RNA-associated protein 14 homolog B-like. The transcript has a single exon. Gene Ontology annotation, cellular component: nucleolus; small-subunit processome. Lineage: Eukaryota; Metazoa; Chordata; Mammalia; Rodentia; Dipodidae. Bases 52 to 2211 code for a protein of 719 amino acids. The record is from RefSeq and is a predicted model, not a curated record. Gene Ontology annotation, biological process: rRNA processing.
UAUGUAAGAUCUCAGAAAACAUCUAUCUCAGAGGCAGUGGGCAGUACGUAGAUGGAGCCAAAGAUGAGACAAGACCCUUCUCUGAAGUCGAGAGCUUUCAGGCCGCGUGAGAGAAAGCAGGCUGCUACAAUGAACGUGACCAGGAAUGUGGAGGGCCUUCUGGCUUUGAGCCAGCAGGAACAACUAGUGGAUAUGUCAAACAGCUACCCAUUGAGUGCAAGUGAAGAUGAGGAGGACAGUGAUGGAGAAAGAAAGUGUCAAAAGCUUUUGGAAGCAAUCAGUGCUCUUGGUGGAAAGAAUAGGUGGAAAUUGGCAGAGAGAUCUGAGGCUAGUCUGAAGGUGUCAGAGUUCAGUGUCAGUUCUGAAGGAUCAGGUGAAAACCUGGUCCUUUCAGAUUUGCUUGGCGCUGCUAAAAAGUUACCCUUACUGACUGUGGUGAAAAAGCAACUGAAUAGAGUCAGAUCAAAGAAGACUGUGGAGACGCCUCUUAACAAAGAGGAGGCUGAAAGGACCCUCAGGGAAGUAGCCUUCAGCAGAGCCUCACACACCCUCUCCAAGUGGGACCCUGUGGUUGUGAAGAACCGGCAAGCAGAGCAGCUGGUCUUCUCCAUGGAGCAGGAGCCGUCAGCUGUUGCUCCCUUGGAACACAUGUUCAGUGGCUGGAAAGCCCGAACCCCACUGGAGCAGGAUGUCCUUAACCUUCUUCAUAAGAACAGGCAGCCAGUGACAGACCCUUUACUGACGCCUGUGGAAAAAGCGUCCCUCAAAGCCAUGAGCCUGGAAGAGGCUAAGAUACACCGGGCAGAGCUUCAGAGGGCCCGAGCUUUGCAGUCCUACUAUGAAGCUAGGGCUCGAAGAGAGAAGAAAAUCAAAAGUAAAAAAUACCACAAAAUUGUGAAGAAAGGAAAAGCUAAGAAAGCCCAAAAGGAGUGUGAGCACCUGUUGAAGGCCAACCCGAAUGUUGCACUGGAAGAAGUGGGAAAGAUUGAAAAGGCCAGAAUGAUGGAACGAAUGAGUCUUAAACACCAGGAUGGUGGGAAAUGGGCCAAGUCAAAGGCAAAAAUGGCCAAAUUUGACCCGGAGGCCCGCCAAGCCAGGCAGGAGCAGUUGGCAAAGAACAGAGUGCUGACACAGAAACUCCAGGUGCCUCCAGAGAGUGAGGAAGAGCAGGAAUGCCUAGCAGAGGUAGCAACACUCUUUGCCUCUGAGGGGAUGAGUGACUUGAGUGAUAAUGCUCCAAACCCCUGGAUGUCCAGAGGAGAUAAAGUCCAGACAGAGCCCGAGCAACUGCCGGAGCUGGGGGCUCAUGAAUUUUCCAAAAGCGAGGGAGACGGGAGACCAGUGGUAGUGGAAGAUAUUUUGUGGAAAUAUUGUGAGCCAAGAGAAUUCCCUAGAAAAAGAUCUGAGCUCAACCACAAUGCCAAGCCAGUAGACAGACAGACAGACAAAGAUUCUAACAGCCUGAAGGUAUUAUCUGAAUCAAUGGCCUUGUCUCAGAAACUGAGUCAUCAGCCCAGGAAGCACGAAAUGAGUUCAGUGGGGAUUGUAAAGGAGAAGAGAGAGAAGCAGCAAAUGAUUGAUCUACAGAACCUUCUAAGUAUAAAAACUCCUGCUGUGAAGUCUUUGGCAGUUCCCACAAUAGAGGAGCUGGAAGGUGAAGUGGAGAGAGACCACAGACAGCUGAUAAAGGAAGCUUUUGCUGGGGAUGAUGUCAUCAGAGAUUUCUUGAAAGACAAGAGGGAAGCGGUAGAGGCAAAUGAGCCAAACUUGGACCUGACAUUGCCUGGCUGGGGUGAGUGGGUUGGUGCAGGCCUGAAGUCCAGCACCAAGAAAAGACGCCCUCUUCUUAAAACCCCUGAAGGUUCUCAAAGGAAAGACAAGAAUUUGCCCAAUGUGAUUGUCAGUGAGAAGCGCAACAUCCUCAUGGCAGGUCAUCAGGUGCAGGUCCUUCCACUCCCAUUCACCCACUACCAGCAAUUUGAACGGACCAUACAGAACCCUGUUGGGGCCACGUGGAACACCCAGAGGGCCUUCCAAAAACUGACCAUUCCCAAGGUUAGCACAAAGCCAGGCCACAUCAUCAAGCCCAUAAAAGCAGAGAAUGUGGGCUACCGCUCUUCCUCAAGGUCUGACCUUUCUAUGCUACAGAGCAAUCCAAAAGGACUCUCCAGACGUGACUACAAACAAAUGAGGACAUGCGCUGCAGAUUGAGUUCCAUCACGGGGCCUGGGCCUGGGAGCUCUGCUGCUGCUCUUUCGGUGGUUCUGUACUGUAGGAUCGAUUCUGAACUGCAGCAAAGUCUCUGGUUAGGCGCUUUUAUCUGCUAAAGAGCCUUAGACAUUGCAUUUUGAGAUACAGAAAAAAUGAGUGGCGUAAGAGAGUACCCAUAGAGUACCCUGCGAGUCAUUGAACAGACGUUCAAGCCCUUGGUAGCAAAGAAUGACUGUAGUCAAUUUAGGUAUUAAGAUUGCUAGAGCUGGCUUGGUUGUUGUAAUCCAGCACUCUUGGAGUUUGAGACCAUAAUUUGGAUGUCCACAAGGGGGAAAGAUAUUCUAGGAAGAGCUAACAGGCAGAGUGAGCUAAUGUAAAGAAAGCAGGUUAUAGGAGGGCAGGUGAAUGUAACUCAUUCAAAUACAGUGUAUUUGUAUGUGAGAGAGGAUUGGGAGGGUUGAAAAGUUAGCUGCGGAGGGCCUUUAAUGCUUGGCGCAAAGUAGUUUGGAAUUGCUCUUUUCUUUAGGAUAAUGGAGAAGGAAUUAAGGAUUGAUACGGUAAAAUGGGUGUUGAGAGGGAGAACAGUGCUACACUGUUCAUGCAUGUUGUUUUGAGGCGGGAGAGUGAGGAGACAGGACUACAACUCUAGAAGUCGUAGCAUUGGCAGGAGGAGUGGGUGACAUGAAGUCCGUUUCUCUUAGCACUUGGCAAAAGAUGUGUGGAGGAUAAUGCAGAAAGAGUUUUACUGAAUUAAGUUUUUGUGUAGGAGUGUAGAAUUAACAUCCUUUAGCUUUCCAUUUAAUAUGGGAAAGAUGAAACUCUGGUGGUUGGAGGGUGAGGUAGUUACAGAGCCCGUUUUAACUGUUCCUUUUCAGUGUUGGUUUUUCCUGUUGAUUGGAAUUUUUAUUUUUGGGAUCCACAAAGGUAACUUUGUAUGUGUCUGCUUUUACUUGUCUAGUUUGGAUCAUUUAUCACAAUAAGGUGAUGCCACUGUUGUAUUUUCCUUCUUGUUCUUGCUGAACAUAGCAGUCAGGAGGAGGUGCAGACAUGGCACUGAGGAAACUAUGCAAGGCCAAGAGGGCACUAUGGAAGUUUGUGAAAUGGAGUAGAACUUGAAUCAGAUGGUCAGUGCCAUACCUACGUCACAUGAAAUGGAGGUACUGUCUUUCCUUGUCGGAGCAGGAGAAUGCGAGUUAGCCAGGUCUCGUGGCGGCUAUCCGCCACUGCAGGUCUCCAGUGAGUCUGCUUCCUUUAGUCCUCCAAUAAAAAGUAUGGAGAGAAUUAGCUUCUUUCCUUCCUGUGACUUGAAUUUUAUGAUUAGGAAAGUUUGAAUUUACCUAAUUAUCUUUAGCAGUAUAAAAGCAUCUAUAAACAUUUUCCCUCCCUUCAAGACUAGAACUUAUAUAGUCCAGGCUUGUCUCUAACUUGCUAUGUAGCUGAAGAUGACUUUAAACUUUUGAUCCUCCUGCCUCCACUUUGGCAAUGGGGAUUGAAUCCAAGGUUUUUGUAGUCCUGUCUGUAGCCCUGUGAAAUCCUCAUGAGUUAAGGCUGGCGGGAAACUUGAAACUUGACAGCUAUAUUACAUAGUAUUUUAUAAUUAUGUUGGUUUUUUUUUUUUAUUUGAAGCAUUGUCAUACCUGAGUAUUGAUUUACAGGCCUAUGCCAUCAUACCUGGCUUGAAUGGCAUUUUUGUUUUGUUUGGUCAGGACUUGCUUUGUUUCCUGACUGACCCGAAACUCGUAGGUAGAGCAGGCUGGCUCCAGAUUUGUGGUGAUCCUCCUGUUUUGGCCUUUCAAGUGCUGGGAUUAUAUGUAUGCACCAACAUACCUGGCUUUUGAGUGUCUAUUCUGAACUAAAAUAUUUUAAGUUGGAGUUUUUAUUCUCCAGUUUUUAUUUGGGUUCUUGUUUUAAUAAUAAUAAUAAUAAUAAUAAUAAAAACCCUUAAGCUGCUAUUGCUUCUGGAUUUUAGUACAUAAGAUUUGUUUCUGUAUGAAUGUAUAGAAAGUAUAAUGCACAUGUAUUUGCCUAAAGUCUUGAGUAUGUUCAGUCGGGAGGUCUGGGAAACACACACUAGUUUAAGGAGGAAAGCAAGGUGCUGCUGGUUCUGCAUUCCCGACUGCGCCCCUGCUGGCCUCUCCGGGCUUGCAGUCACCUGUACACACUGGGUGCGCUGACGUGUGGAAUAUAUAGCGUGUCCUUCAUAUUUAACCUGCUGUUCCUUGUUGUGUCUUGUUACUAGUGUUCUUGAAGAAUAUUUUAGUGACUGUAACAGUCUAAUAAAUGUACAUAUCAUAAUGUAUCCUUUCCUAA